Ceratosolen solmsi marchali is the source of this 1756-nucleotide messenger RNA. RefSeq names its product phosphatidylinositol glycan anchor biosynthesis class T (gene PIG-T). Gene Ontology annotation, cellular component: GPI-anchor transamidase complex. The record is from RefSeq and is a predicted model, not a curated record. Bases 93 to 1709 code for a protein of 538 amino acids. The transcript has 8 exons. Gene Ontology annotation, biological process: attachment of GPI anchor to protein. NCBI's taxonomy places the organism in Eukaryota, Metazoa, Arthropoda, Insecta, Hymenoptera, Agaonidae.
UGAAUUGUUUAGAAAAUUUUUUAAUAUUAUUUAUUUUAUCUGGUUCAUUUAUAUUGUCACAAGCAGAAACUGAUACAUUUGAUGAAGAACUAAUGAUAAAACCUUUACCAAAUGGAUAUGUUUAUGCUUAUUUUCAAUUCACUACUUUAUGGAAAGCUGCAAAUAAUAUAGAAACAUUAAAACAUACACACUUAUUUCCCCGAGGACUUGCUGAGAUAAUUGGUAGACAUCACGUUGAUGAAUUACACGUUACUUUAACCGAAGGUCUUUGGAAUUAUGCAAAAUUUGGUUAUCCAUUUUAUAGCGCUGGACCCGGAGUUGAAAUUUCUACCUGGUUUAAUAAACGUGUCGCAGAUGUGAAUCAAGAAUGGAAAGGCUUAACAAAUGCAUUAUCCGGACUAUUAUGUGCUUCGUUAAAUUUUGUUGACCCUUCAAACAGCCUGUCACCUGAAUUUAGUUUUAGACCUACGGGUGCCGUAACGCAGAUACCAAAAUCUAGUUUUUUACGAUACUCAUCCUUACCAAGAGAGACAGCGUGUACAGAAAACUUAACACCUUUUAUAAAACUUUUACCCUGUGAUUCUAAAAAGGGGCUUGCAACACUAUUGAACUCGGCAUACAUUCAUAACACAAAUUAUCAUUCUAUAGGCAUACAUUUUCGUUCGGUCUGUGGUAAUUCAAAAUGUACAAAAUUAUCUCUAGAACUAAGACAAACUGUUUCACUUGUUUAUGAUACUGUAACAUUUGACACACCGGAUUGGUCGACCAGAAAAUUGUUUGGUAUAGGUUUAAGAGGUGCUUGUCCUCUCGCAACAUUGAGCAGCAUUUAUGUCGAUCUCUCAGGAAAUGAAACGACUCAUAAUUUUAAGUUAUCACCCCAGCCAGAUACAACUACCGUAAGUUUCAGAGGAGGGCAGGAAAAUAAAUAUGCUAUUUACAAUGUGAGAUCGAAAACGGCCGAGGGAGCUCUUAGUAUAGCUACCGUCCAUAGAAUACAAAAAUCAGUUGCCUCUAAUUAUCCAUCAAUUUUGUAUGCAAAUAGAUAUAUAAUUGGAUAUGGCCAGGAGAAAGGAUCAUUGGUAACAAAGAUUUAUAACAAUUAUUGGAAAUCACUGGACAUUGUAUUAUUAGAAAAUGUACCUUGGUAUCUGUCUUUAUAUUUACAUACCAUGAAAAUCACCUGUAAUGGUGAAACUAUUAAACCACUGGCCCGGCGAUAUAUUCCUGGAAAGGAGAGAAAACAGCCUUAUUAUUUAGAACUUAUUUUACGUUUACCUCCGCAUUCGGUGACAAAGCUCUUCGUCGAUGUCGAUUACAUGUUCUUGAAGUGGCAAGAAUAUCCUCCAGAUGCGAAUCAUGGUUUUUACAUGGGGCCCGCGAUAAUUACUGCAUUACUUCCAAUUGCCAGGAAUUACACGGCUUUGCCACAAGAUGGUAGUACAAUAACUUCAAUAUUCAAUGGUACGAGGGAGGGUUAUCUUGUCCAGUUGCGCACGGAGAGUAUCCUUAUAAGUCUGCCGACGCCGGACUUUAGUAUGCCGUACAACGUCAUCUGCUUGGCUUGUACAGCGGUCGCCCUGGCUUUCGGGCCCCUUCACAAUAUCUCCACCAAGCGGCUCGUACUGAAGCGAAUCGAGAAACAGAGCUUCUUCCUGUCUAUACUCGGGAAGGUGCGACGCGUCCUCGGCUUGAAGGAAAAGACCUCCUAGAUCGUGAUCGCGCUUCUUUGCCAGAGCCUCGUCUUCGCACGGAGCGC